AUGAUUCGUUAUUCCUCCCUGUUGACCAGGAGAACUACCAAUGCUAUCAGAGUGUCUCAACGUUAUUACUCCCAAUCUUUUGAUGAUCCUGAUUUAUUUAGGACCAGGGCCCUAAUCAAUGGCAAAUGGAUCAAGAAGCCUGAUUCAUUCCCAGUGAGGAAUCCUUCUACACAGGAAAUUGUCGCAAAGGUAUCAGAUUGCCAAUUGAGUGACUACGAGGAUGCUAUUGUUGGGGCUAAGGCUGCCUUUGAUGAAUUCCGCCAUACUUCUCCGCAAGAAAGAUCUGAUAUGCUGGAAAAUUUGGGUAAUUUGCUUAUUGAAAAUAAACAGGAUUUAGCAAGAUUAAUCACUCUGGAAAAUGGUAAACCCUUUGCAGAUGCAUUGGGUGAAGUGCUUUACAGCGCUAGUUAUUUCAGGUGGUUCUCACAAGAAGCUGUACGCAUGUAUGGUACAGUUAUACCUGGUCCAAGCGGUAAUAAGCAGAUGUUUUCAAUUAGACAACCAUUGGGUGUAGUGGGGAUUAUGACCCCUUGGAAUUUCCCUAGUGCCAUGUUAGCCAGGAAAGUAGCACCAGCACUGGCAACCGGUAAUACUUGUGUAGUUAAACCUGCAUCAGAGACUCCUUUGAGUGCUUUAGUAAUUGGUUGGCUCUGUCAGCAAGCUGGAUUCCCGCCAAGUACUUGCAGCAUUUUACCAACUUCCAAGACCCCAGAAGUGGGUAAGUUAUUAUGUGGACACGAUUUGGUGAAGAAGGUCACAUUUACUGGCUCCACUAGAGUCGGUAGACUGUUAAUGGCCCAAUGUGCUCAGGACAGUAAAAUUAUCAAGAAGGUCUCGAUGGAACUCGGCGGUAACGCACCUUUUAUUAUCUUUAACGAUGCAGAUCUGGACAAGGCUCUCAAUGGUAUCAUCGGAUGUAAAUUCAGACAAUCAGGACAAACCUGUGUUUGUGCCAAUAGAAUAUUUGUGCACAAGGAUGUUUAUGACGAAUUUGCAACUCGUUUGGUAAAGAGAAUGAUCAGCACUUUCAACUUGGGUGAUGGAUUCAACGAAAAAGUGACUCAUGGACCAUUGAUCAGUGCUGCUGCUGUAGAGAAAGUAUCCCAACUUGUUGAAGAUGCCAAGCAAAAGGGUGCUGAAGUUUUAGCUGGCGGUAAGAAGGCGGAAGCCUUGGGUCCAUACUUCUAUCGCCCAACUGUUUUAAGCGGUGUCAAUGAAUCAAUGGAUAUCUUUCAUACAGAGGUGUUUGGCCCCGUUGCAUCUUUGGUCAAGUUUGAAGACACUGAAGAAGUAAUUAGAAUGGCUAACAACACCGAUGUUGGCCUAGCUGGGUACUUUUACACUCAAGAUAUUAACAGGGCCCAAGAAAUUGCGCUAAGGAUGGAGACCGGUAUGGUUGGUAUCAACACUGGUGCCAUUAGUGAUGCUGCUCUGCCUUUUGGUGGUAUUAAGAAUUCAGGAUUAGGUAGAGAAGGUUCUUUACACGGUCUUGAAGAUUACACCGAAUUAAAAUCCAUUGUAUUGCAAGCAUGA
Zygosaccharomyces rouxii is the source of this 1533-nucleotide messenger RNA. RefSeq names its product NAD-dependent succinate-semialdehyde dehydrogenase. Gene Ontology annotation, molecular function: succinate-semialdehyde dehydrogenase (NAD+) activity. The record is from RefSeq and is a predicted model, not a curated record. The coding region runs from base 1 to 1533 and encodes 510 amino acids. Lineage: Eukaryota; Fungi; Ascomycota; Saccharomycetes; Saccharomycetales; Saccharomycetaceae. The transcript has a single exon.